CUCUUCUCCAAAUCAGUUUGUAAAAAAAUCAAAAUAAUUAGGUUUUGCUUCAAUUUGUUCAUUGCAUCAAUGGGAGGAUACUGUUCGGCUGCUUUACUUUUCCACCAACGAUAGAAGCAUGCUGGGGACGUGCGACGCAGAGACGGAGUUUUUCUGAUAGUUAUCGAUGAGGCAGCUUUGGAUAUUGGGGAUGGGGAAGGGUAAAGUUGGGUAUCAUGGGAAAAUGGGAUGGCCUACAAACUAUUGGAGAUUUGGCAAAAACAUUGGUUCAAACAGAGUGGCACACAACUUAUAAGUUAGUGUACCGACUCAUUCAAUUGGCAUUGGUUUUACCUGUUACAACAGCCACAGUUGAAAGAUCUUUCUCGACGAUGAAGUUUAUCAAGAAUGAUUUGCGCAACAGGAUGGGAGAAGAAUACUUGACAGAUUGUCUGGUGUGUUACAUUGAGAAAGAUGUAUUUGUUAAAAUUGAGAAUGAAGUCAUUAUGAGGCGAUUUCAGAGUAUGGCACCUCGAAGACAAAGAUUGCCGCCUCUCAAUGAUUCUCCUUCAUUUGACACGUUAGUGUCUAAUCAAAAUUAAGGUACUCUUUAAAUAGUUAUUUUAUUUAAAUUUUUAUAGUUUUUUUUAUUGCUAUAAACGUGAUGCAUAUGAUUUUUUUAGAGUAGUAUAUGAUUUCUUUGUUAUUGUGCCCCUGCGAGUCACAAGUCCUGGUUCCGCCACUGCAAUCAUACAUAAAUGGUUGUCCCCCUAUAUUUUUUAAAUGUAUUGAUAUUUAUUGCAUACACAUAUACUUCGUAUGUAGUAUUAAUUUUAUUU
This is a messenger RNA of Cuscuta epithymum, 818 nucleotides long. The record is from the annotation of a GenBank genome assembly. NCBI's taxonomy places the organism in Eukaryota, Viridiplantae, Streptophyta, Magnoliopsida, Solanales, Convolvulaceae.